Messenger RNA from Alternaria atra, 585 nucleotides. RefSeq lists its product as uncharacterized. Gene Ontology annotation, molecular function: phospholipid binding; peptidase inhibitor activity. Gene Ontology annotation, biological process: regulation of Ras protein signal transduction; regulation of proteolysis. The transcript has 3 exons. The coding region runs from base 1 to 585 and encodes 194 amino acids. The record is from RefSeq and is a predicted model, not a curated record. NCBI's taxonomy places the organism in Eukaryota, Fungi, Ascomycota, Dothideomycetes, Pleosporales, Pleosporaceae.
AUGAAGUUCACAGCUGUUGUAUCAUCGUUGUUUCUCGCUGCGUCGGCCUUCGCGCAAACUACGCCCUCGGGCUUUGCUCCAGCGACCAAUGCAACACUGGAUGUAUACUACGGGACGCAGUAUAUCAGCCCUGGUAUCGUCGUCAGGAAAUCUAUCACGCAAAGAGCUCCUGUCAUUGGCCUCACCAACACGACACUUAGCGGGAAGUACCUCCUCGCAAUGAUUGACAUCGACGGUUCUCAGAAUGGACGUACGACAACUGUUUUGCAUGCGCUCCUGCAGGAUUAUACGCCAUCUAGCACCAAGCAGAACGGUACAACCGUCCUCACCACAACAGCGACAACCCCAUCGUCGUACUUCGGCCCUGCACCUCCCGCUGGUGCGCCUCCCACUCAUCGUUACGUGUUCUUGCUGCAUGAGCAACCGGCAAACUUCGUGGUACCGGCUGCGCAUAAACAAGCCGUUAGCAGCCGGUUCGGUAUUGACUGGCCAAAGUUCAUAGCUGAUGCUGGACUGAAAGCGCCGAUUGCCGGGAACUAUUUGCAGGUGAAGAGCGGAGAUAACACGAAGAGGUGGGAUGCGUAA